AUGGCGUGCAAAGGGCUCCCCCUGGUGGUGGUUCUGGCUGUACUGUUUUGCCUCGGAGUGAAGCUGGAAGUUUGGGGAGACCAGCUUAAACCGGGACGCGCUCCACUCAUCCCGCACAGACCUUUUGUCGUGGUCUGGAACGCCCCGACCGAAUUCUGCCGCCUACGAUUCAAAGUGGACUUGGAUUUGAGCGUUUUCGACAUCGUUGCGAAUCUCAACGAAACUCUGAGCGGUCCGAACGUGACUAUCUUUUACCACCGCCAUCUCGGAUACUACCCAUUCUACUCCAACUCAGGAAUACCCAUCAAUGGCGGCCUUCCCCAAAAUCAAAGCCUCACCAAACACCUCAGCAAAGCAAGAGUUGAUAUCGAUAAAACCAUCCCGCAGAAGGAUUUCAGAGGACUUGGUGUCAUCGAUUGGGAAAACUGGCGACCGCAAUGGGUACGCAACUGGGGUGCAAAAGACAUAUACAGGAACAAGUCCAAGGAACAGAUCCGGAAAAUGCAUCCAAACUGGCCAGAGAGCAAAGUGGAAAAGGAGGCGAAAGAGAGUUUUGAGAAAGCAGGGCAAGCGUUCAUGAACUUGACAUUGGCGUUGGCAGAAAGUCGAAGACCGGAAGGACUCUGGGGGUUUUACUUAUUCCCGGAUUGCUAUAACUACGGAUACAAACAGCAUCCGCAAAGAUACACGGGAGAGUGUCCGAACGUGGAGCAUGUGAGAAAUGACCAUCUGAUGUGGCUGUGGAAGGAGAGUACGGCCUUGUACCCCUCCAUAUAUUUGGACUAUGAACUCCGGUCUUCGUCCAAUACCGUGAAGUUUGUGCACUACAGAGUUAAAGAGGCCAUGAGGAUCGCUUCAAUCGCCCGAACCGACCACUCUCUGCCGGUUUUUGUCUACUCCAGACCUUUCUACGCGUAUACCUUCACAGUGCUUUCGCAAAGUGACUUAAUCCACACCAUUGGGGAGAGUGCUGCUUUGGGUGCGGCGGGUGCAGUCUUGUGGGGAUCAUCUGAAUACGCCCGGUCACAGAAAAACUGUCUGACGGUCAAACACUACAUCGACGGACCCCUCGGCCACUACGUCAUCAACGUCACCUCCGCGGCCAAACUGUGCAGCAAGGCUCUGUGCAAGAAGAACGGCCGCUGCGUACGCAAAAGUCUGGACACGCCCUCCUACCUGCACCUGAACCCUCGCUUCUUCCGGAUCUACCGCAACCCCUCGCCAACAAGGGGCCCGCUCUUCACCGUCAGGGGCCACCUCGACCACCGUGACAUCCUGGACAUGAAGCAUAAGUUUAGCUGUCAGUGCUACCAGGGUUGGACCGGCGUUUACUGUGAGGUCCCCCAAAACCCCGUCCCGAUCCAGCCUGAAGCUCCACGCCACAGGGAGCGAGGCCUGCUGGGAGAUUUACUGCUGCUGUUACAACGCUACGCCACACCCUGUCUGAAGACUCUGCACUUUACAUGA
This is a messenger RNA of Knipowitschia caucasica, 1467 nucleotides long. NCBI's taxonomy places the organism in Eukaryota, Metazoa, Chordata, Actinopteri, Gobiiformes, Gobiidae. The record is from the annotation of a GenBank genome assembly.